Molecule: messenger RNA, 570 nt
Organism: Beauveria bassiana ARSEF 2860
Lineage: Eukaryota; Fungi; Ascomycota; Sordariomycetes; Hypocreales; Cordycipitaceae
Product: Cnl2/NKP2 family protein
Exons: 2
Coding region: 1-570 (189 amino acids)
Biological process (GO): chromosome segregation
Cellular component (GO): kinetochore; Mis6-Sim4 complex
Source: RefSeq, a predicted model, not a curated record
AUGGACUCGUCCCCCCCGACCGAGGCCGAGCUCCUCACCAGCUUCCUCCUCGACCCCGCGCGCCUGCCCAACAUUCUCUCGCCCGAGCAGUUUCGCGCGCUCUUCCCGCGCUCCGCCCGCGCCGCGCCGUCCAUACGCAGCCUGUACCUCGACCUCGCCACCCAGCGGGGCCUCGCCGUCGACGCCGUCGCCGCUGCCAUUGAGGUCGAGGCGCGGCGCGGGGGGCAGGCCAUUCGACGGGAGGUGGCGAGGCAGCGUCGCGAUGAGGUGGAUUGGGAGGUGGACGGGGAGGUGGAAAUGGACCGCGCCCUUUUUGCGGGCGACUCGGCGGCCAAAAAGGCCAAGCACACACUCGAUAGUAUUCUGCCGGAGCUUGAAGGCGCGGCCGGCGCGGUCGAAGCCGAGAUUGCAAAGCUCAGACAGCAAGAGGCAGAUCUCAGAGAGACCAUUGCCCAGACGAUCGCUGACCUGGGCGACCUGCGCACCGGUAGCCUCACGAACCAACGAUUACCCGACGAGGUCCUCGACGGCUUGGAAAAUCUACAGGAACUUUGCAAUCGCAAGACGUGA